AUGCUGGCUUUGCUGACAGAGUGGGGUUUGCCUCGGGAUGUGGCGGAGGAGUUCUACAUGAUCUUCGGCGGCAACAUACUUCUCUGCCAGCAGGCAAUCGAUAAGCUUCUUGAGCAGUUCGAGCUUGGUGCAGAAGACUCCUUCGACCCCUUCAGCGUCCGAGGUACAGACGGGCUGGCUGGUUUGGCCAAAGACCCGCUCACCCGUGAACACUUGGAGAACCUUGCGCGACAGGGGUGGUCCCCCAUCGAGGAAGGCAGCGCAGACGGGGAGACGGAGAGCCAGAAGGGCGCCCGCAUCAUCGCCAAGAAGAACUUCGGCGGCGUCAUCAACAGAGAGACGACCACCUUUUUGGACCAAGACUUGAAGGAUGACAUGUUCAGCAACAGAAGCACGACGCAGGUGCUCAUCCCGGCCACAGGCUACCUGCGCAACUGUAUCAAGGUUUACGUUGAAGCAUGUGAGCCCA
Molecule: messenger RNA, 469 nt
Organism: Effrenium voratum
Lineage: Eukaryota; Dinophyceae; Suessiales; Symbiodiniaceae
Source: the annotation of a GenBank genome assembly